UUUGCACUCUUAUUUGUAUUAGUGUAUAUGUAAAUAUAGUCUAGAUAUUUAUAAAUACCUCACUAUUUAUUGAUUUAUUUCAUGUAUUUAUUUUCUAGCCAUACAAAAGCUAUUUUACGAAAGUGUUCUAUACUAUCUACAAUUUACAUCACCUCUGUGAGUAUUUAACUUAUCUUCAUAAUUCUGUUUGUGAUGUGUAGUUAAUUUAUUUUAUUUGUGAAUUUCUGUGAUAUGUCUGUCUGUAUUCACCUUGACGUGUGUUAAAUAAAUGGCAUCACUCCAGGAGUGAGUUUUGAAAUGAAAACAAAUUGUGUGUGAUUUUGAAGAUGGUAAAUCUCGCCAUUGAUCUUCAUUAUGGCAAUUGAGUUGUUGACGUCAGCUUUAGAGGGGUUAAUAUGGGCAGUUUUCUGUGAUAGGAUGGGCUAUAAACCUCAGCCGUUCCUCACAGUAGGCUCUAUCGAACCAAUGGCCCCAUUGCUCCUGAUGGGAAUAAAAAGGGAGCUGAGAAGUGGUCCGAUCAGAAUCAUCACUCAGUUCCAUCUCAUCCAUUGCCUGUCCCGGUGGAAUGAAAAUGAGUCCGAGGACACGGGUUGUUUGGACAUGCUCAGUUGUGAUGGUCAUCUUGUUUUCGGAGUCACACUGUAUCCAGAAGACGACUCUGUCUAAGAACUGGGGGCCGCAGUCAAUGCUGUAUCUGAAGGGCAAAUAUGGCAGAAGAUAUGUACCAGACAGUGAUGACAAUAUUUAUAACUCAGGGUUAAAAAGCUGGUACACAGUUAUUAAAGAAUUCCAGAAGUUGAAGACCGUGGCCGCUGGCAGACCUACACAUUUCUUCACAGAGGAGAAUGUUCUGAUACAUUAUACAGAGUAGGAGGGUAAUUUUUUUUAAGGUAUUAAAAAGAUUUGAUGAUGAUGAUUUAAUUAAUCCAGUGUAUAGUCAGUAAGACCCUGAUUUACAAGGACACCAAAACAAAACACCAAUCAAUACCAGUGUGCGCCAAUUUGUGCAUUUCACGAACUCUGUUUGAUGGUCAGCAUGUAUAUAGUGAGGUUUAGAAGUUUGGGUACCCAUGAAUAAAACACAUUGAUUUGUACAUUCACUUAUGUAAAAUUAAAUAUAUAUGCCAAAUAUAUAACUAAACAUGACUGGUAUAUAAUUCGUAAUUAAAAUUCUGAAGUUGUUACCGCUGCUGUACAGCAGUCAGUUUGUAUUGCAUUUAUGUGUGUAUUUUUGUAAUUUAUAUAACCUCAUAAAAGCAAACAAAAUAAAUGAUGGUGUUAUACUCAAAUUUUCUUGUUUAUUUCUGUGUGGGACAGGCUGUGUAUUUUAACAAAAACAGAAGGUACCAAAGAAUGCAUUUUACAUGAAAAAUAUGUCGUGGUAAGGACAGUUUUACAUUUCCAUGUACAAACGUUCCUUUGUAAAAAGUUGAUGUGACAUGGUAUUACUUUCAAAAUUUAAUUAUGUAAAUAUAAAGCACUGUUUUUUGUGUUUUUAGGGACUGCUUAUGUUGUUUGUGUAAAUUUGCUUAAAUAAAAUUCACUUUUGCUUUGUGUUUUUUACACUAAUGCAAUGAUAAUCAGCCUAUUCAGUGAAAAUGAAUGAACACGAAAAAUGCUAUUAAGUUAUUGAGGUUUGCUGUUACUUUGUCAGAGGCCAUGUAAAUAAUGUAAGUGUAUCUACAGUGACAUA
Astyanax mexicanus (Mexican tetra) is the source of this 1693-nucleotide messenger RNA. RefSeq names its product spexin prohormone 2-like. The coding region runs from base 566 to 871 and encodes 101 amino acids. The record is from RefSeq and is a predicted model, not a curated record. Gene Ontology annotation, molecular function: neuropeptide hormone activity. NCBI's taxonomy places the organism in Eukaryota, Metazoa, Chordata, Actinopteri, Characiformes, Acestrorhamphidae. The transcript is spliced from 5 exons.